Lethenteron reissneri (Far Eastern brook lamprey) is the source of this 854-nucleotide messenger RNA. RefSeq names its product SUN domain-containing ossification factor-like. Gene Ontology annotation, cellular component: membrane; cytoplasm. The record is from RefSeq and is a predicted model, not a curated record. Lineage: Eukaryota; Metazoa; Chordata; Hyperoartia; Petromyzontiformes; Petromyzontidae. Gene Ontology annotation, biological process: protein folding in endoplasmic reticulum.
GUUUGUGAUUGAGCUCUGCGAGCCCGUGCAAGUGAAGCAGAUCGACAUCGCAAACUUCGAGCUCUUCUCGUCCACCCCUCAAGACUUCCUCAUCUCCAUCAGCGACCGGUACCCGACAAGAGAGUGGAACUAAGCUGGGCAAAUUCCACGCGCGCGAUGAGAGGACUGUCCAGAGCUUUCCGCUCGACGAGCAGAUGUUCGCCAAGUUCCUCAAGAUGUUCGCCAAAUACAUAAAGGUGGAGCUAUUGUCCCACUUUGGAAAAGAACAUUUUUGUCCACUGAGCCUCAUCAGGGUGUUUGGCACCAGCAUGGUGGAGGAGUACGAAGAGAUUGCCGAGUCUCACUACAACCCCGAGGUGCCCGGCAUCAUCGAUGAAGACUCCGAUUACCCCAUCGAUUAUGGAAGCAAAAUGGACACGGACUCCAAAAAUAUUAUCGGAUCUGCCACAGAUGCCAUCCUCAGCAUGGUGAACAUUGCGGCCAAGGUGCUCGGCGGAAGCAACGAAGCGGAGGGGUCGCAAUCCUCCAUGUUUCCCCGCGAUAACGUCAGCAGCUUGAGCAACGAGACAUCAGCAAACAGCUCCACCUCGCCGCCUGUGGAAAUUGCCGCCCCACCUGCGGGCAACCGGACGGAAAACGGUUCAGUCACGGACGCCGCCAACAACACCGCUUCGGAGGAAUCGCCCCCCCCACGCUGAUCCCCGUGGUGGUUCCCCUGGAGGGCGAAGGCGAUGUCGACGAACACGAGACCCAAGGUGGCGGCGAUGAGGAACGCGAGCCCGUGGGACUGGCGGAGCCGCCCGCUCCACCAGGGCUGGCGCCCCCGCUGAGCAUCGUGACGCAGCUGGGCCCCG